This is a messenger RNA of Morchella importuna, 327 nucleotides long. RefSeq lists its product as uncharacterized. The transcript has 2 exons. Bases 1 to 327 code for a protein of 108 amino acids. NCBI's taxonomy places the organism in Eukaryota, Fungi, Ascomycota, Pezizomycetes, Pezizales, Morchellaceae. The record is from RefSeq and is a predicted model, not a curated record.
AUGGCCUACAACACACGUUCCACAACCCGCGCGACUACCACCCCUACCAACACCGGUCGCAAAGCCCCGCGCGCCCCUCCAAAGACUCCCAAGAAGCCUGUCACUGCCACUGGCAGGAUCACCAAAUCUUCACCGACAAAGAAGAAGACUCCAACUCCUGCGACUCACCACAAGAGAAAGCCAAGUAUUGGUGACAAGCUAAUUGGUGCGGCCAUGAAGGUUGAGGGCACUAUUACUGGAAGACCGGGAGUCAAGGCGGCGGGAACGAAGAAGAUGAGGGGCACAGAUGGAAAGGGCAGCCACAGGAGAACACGUAGUUCACGUUAA